UUAAGUGGUGGAUGUUGAUUAACUUGUAGUACUACUCGAUCAAAAGCCAUCUUUCCCUCCAAAAGGAACACUCGCCUAUGCUCCAGCUUUCCCCCUUUCAAACAACGACACCUUUGUUGCUGCUAAGUGCUAACCACGGAUCACGGCGCCAUCCAAUUCACCACCAUGACUCCAUGACACUAGCUUUCUCCUCAUCGUCGUCUCCGCUAGCUCCCUGCCAUGGCGAUGGACAAGCUCUUCCUCCUCCUUCCCAUAGUCCUCCUCCUCCUCUCCUCCGUGUCCUCGGAGACGGAUGACGCUGGAGCGCUCCUCCGCUUCAAGGCUUCGGUCCACAAGGACCCUAGAAACCUUCUCUCCUCCUGGCAGCAAGCAGCGUCCGGGUCCGGCGGCAACGGCAACGGCACGUACUACUGCAGCUGGUACGGGGUGAGCUGCGACGGCGACGGGCGAGUGUCGCGGCUCGAUCUCUCCGGGAGCGGCCUCGCGGGGCGCGCCUCGUUCGCGGCGCUCUCUUUCCUCGAAGCGCUGCGCCAACUCAACCUCUCCGGCAACACCGCGCUCACCGCCAAUGCCACCGGCGAUCUCCCCAAGCUCCCGCGCGCGCUCGAGACGCUCGACCUCUCCGACGGCGGCCUCGCGGGCGCCCUCCCCGACGGCGACAUGCAGCACCGCUUCCCCAACCUCACCGACCUACGCCUCGCCAGGAACAACAUCACCGGGGAGCUGUCGCCCUCCUUCGCGUCCGGGUCGACGACGCUGGUCACCCUCGACCUCUCCGGCAACCGCCUCACCGGCGCGAUCCCGCCGUCGCUGCUGCUGUCCGGCGCCUGCAAGACGCUCAACCUCUCCUACAACGCGCUCUCCGGCGCGAUGCCGGAGCCGAUGGUUUCCAGCGGCGCCCUCGAGGUGCUCGACGUUACGUCCAACCGGCUCACGGGCGCGAUCCCCCGCAGCAUCGGGAACCUGACGUCGCUGCGGGUCCUCAGGGCCUCUAGCAACAACAUCUCAGGCUCGAUCCCGGAAUCCAUGUCCUCGUGCGGCGCGCUCCGUGUGCUCGAGCUCGCCAACAACAACGUCUCCGGCGCCAUCCCGGCCGCCGUGCUCGGGAACCUCACCUCGCUGGAGAGCCUGCUGCUCAGCAACAACUUCAUCUCCGGGUCGCUCCCGGCCACCAUCGCCUCCUGCAAGAGCCUGCGGUUCGUCGACCUCAGCAGCAACAAGAUCUCCGGUUCGCUGCCGGACGAGCUCUGCGCGCCCGGGGCUGCGGCGGCGCUGGAGGAGCUCCGGAUGCCGGACAACCUCCUCACGGGCGCGAUCCCUCCCGGGCUGGCUAAUUGCACGCGGCUGAAGGUGAUCGAUUUCAGCAUCAACUACCUGAGCGGCCCGAUCCCAAAGGAGCUCGGCCGGCUCGGGGACCUGGAGCAGCUCGUGGCGUGGUUUAACGGCCUGGACGGCCGGAUCCCCGCGGAGCUCGGGCAAUGCCGGAGCCUCCGGACGCUCAUCCUCAACAACAACUUCAUCGGCGGCGACAUCCCCGUGGAGCUCUUCAACUGCACCGGCCUCGAGUGGGUGUCGCUGACGAGCAACAGGAUCAGCGGCGGUAUCCGGCCCGAGUUCGGCCGGCUUUCGCGGCUCGCCGUGCUGCAGCUGGCCAACAACACGCUGUCCGGAACCGUCCCCAAGGAGCUCGGCAACUGCAGCAGCCUCAUGUGGCUGGACCUCAACAGCAACCGGCUCACGGGCGAGAUCCCGCUCCGCCUCGGCCGGCAGCUCGGGUCCACGCCGCUCAGCGGCAUCCUGGCCGGGAACACGCUGGCGUUCGUCCGCAACGCCGGGAACGCGUGCAAGGGCGUCGGCGGGCUGGUGGAGUUCGCCGGGAUCCGGCCGGAGCGGCUGCUCGAGGUGCCCACGCUCAAGAGCUGCGACUUCACGCGGCUCUACUCCGGCGCGGCGGUCAGCGGGUGGACACGGUACCAGAUGACGCUCGAGUACCUGGACCUCUCGUAUAACAGUCUCAACGGCACCAUCCCGGUGGAGCUGGGAGACAUGGUUGUGCUCCAGGUGCUGGACCUGGCGAGGAACAAGCUCACCGGGGAGAUCCCGGCGUCGCUGGGCCGGCUCCAUGAUCUCGGCGUGUUUGACGUCUCGCACAACCGGCUCCAAGGUGGUAUCCCGGAGUCCUUCUCCAACCUCUCCUUCCUGGUGCAGAUCGACGUGUCUGACAACGAUCUCACCGGGGAGAUACCGCAGCGUGGGCAGCUCAGCACGCUGCCGGCCAGCCAGUACGCCGACAACCCGGGCCUGUGCGGCAUGCCGCUGCUCCCUUGUAGCGACCUUCCACCCAGGGCGACCAUGUCCGGCCUCGGCCCCGCUCCUGAUAGCCGCAGUAGUAACAAGAAGAGGUCGUUGAGGGCGAACGUGCUGAUCCUGGCCGCGCUGGUCACCGCCGGGCUGGCAUGCGCGGCGGCGAUCUGGGCGGUGGCGGUGCGCGCACGGCGUCGCGACGUGCGCGAGGCACGGAUGCUGAGCAGCCUGCAGGACGGGACGCGGACGGCGACGACGUGGAAGCUCGGCAAGGCGGAGAAGGAGGCCCUGAGCAUCAACGUGGCCACCUUCCAGCGGCAGCUCCGGAAGCUGACCUUCACGCAGCUCAUCGAAGCCACCAACGGCUUCUCCGCGGCCAGUCUGAUCGGCUCCGGCGGCUUCGGCGAGGUGUUCAAGGCGACGCUGAAGGACGGCUCCUGCGUGGCCAUCAAGAAGCUGAUCCCGCUGAGCCACCAGGGCGACCGGGAGUUCAUGGCGGAGAUGGAGACGUUGGGCAAGAUUAAGCACAAGAACCUGGUGCCCCUGCUGGGCUACUGCAAGAUCGGCGAGGAGCGGCUGCUGGUCUACGAGUACAUGACCCACGGCAGCCUCGAGGACACGCUCCACCUCCGCCGCCACGACGGCGAUGGCGGCUCCGGCGCGCCGUCGUCCUUGUCGUGGGAGCAGAGGAAGAAGGUGGCCCGGGGCGCGGCCAAGGGGCUGUGCUUCCUGCACCACAACUGCAUCCCCCACAUCAUCCACCGGGACAUGAAGUCCAGCAACGUGCUCCUGGACGCCGCCAUGGAGGCCCACGUCGCCGACUUCGGCAUGGCCAGGCUCAUCAGCGCGCUCGACACACACCUCAGCGUCAGCACCCUCGCCGGCACGCCGGGCUAUGUGCCGCCCGAGUACUACCAGAGCUUCCGGUGCACCGCCAAGGGCGACGUCUACUCCCUUGGCGUCGUACUGCUGGAGCUGCUCACCGGGCGCCGGCCCACCGACAAGGAGGACUUCGGCGACACCAACCUCGUCGGAUGGGUUAAGAUGAAGGUCAGGGAAGGCACCGGAAAAGAGGUCGUGGAUCCCGAGCUCCUCAAAGCCGCCGCCGCCGUGAAUGAGACAGAGAAGGAGAUGAUGAUGUUCAUGGAGAUUGCACUGCAGUGCGUCGACGACUUCCCGUCGAAACGGCCAAACAUGUUGCAGGUGGUCGCCGUGCUCAGGGAACUUGACGCGCCACCACAGGAACGAUUACCAGCGGUUGCAUGAAAUUGAUUAACUGCCAUGACCAUAAUCAUGAUGCAAUUAAUUAAUGCCCAUGGCAAUUGAUUAAGCAGCAAUGAGAUGGAGGGAUGCAUCUUCUAGUUUCGUGUUGAUUGCCGCUUAUAAUGUAUGUAAUGCUCUGUACUUAAUUAUCGAUUAAUAUCAUUGUUAUUUUUUACAGCACUGUGAUUCACCAGGUUCCUUCUCA
Molecule: messenger RNA, 3772 nt
Organism: Brachypodium distachyon (stiff brome)
Lineage: Eukaryota; Viridiplantae; Streptophyta; Magnoliopsida; Poales; Poaceae
Product: brassinosteroid LRR receptor kinase BRL2
Exons: 1
Coding region: 220-3570 (1116 amino acids)
Biological process (GO): protein phosphorylation
Molecular function (GO): ATP binding; protein binding; protein kinase activity
Source: RefSeq, a predicted model, not a curated record